CGCGGAGCGUCCACUUCCGGGUCGCCUGCAGAGAGGAAAGGAAAAUGGCCGCGCUUACCCGUGUCCCUGGGUUGAGCCGGCGAAGGAUGGCGGUGGCGGCCGUGUGGGCGAUGGCCCUGCUGGGCUUGGCCCGGGGCGCAGCGGCCGGAGGGGGCGGGUCGCGCACGCUCGUGUUGCUGGAGAACAUGAACCUCAGGGACACCCACUCGCUGUUCCUGCGCAGCCUGGCAGAUAGAGGCUUUGAUCUUACCUUCAGAACUGCAGAUGACCCUGGUCUCUCCCUCAUUAAAUAUGGUGAAUUCCUCUAUGACAACCUGAUUAUAUUUUCUCCUUCGGUCGAAGAUUUUGGAGGCAACAUCAAUGUGGAGACCAUUGCUGCUUUCAUUGAUGGAGGUGGGAGUGUCCUCGUGGCUGCCAGUUCAGAUAUUGGUGAUCCUCUUCGAGAGCUAGGAAGUGAAUGUGGAAUUGAAUUUGAUGAAGAGAAGACAGCUGUCAUUGACCAUCACAACUACGAUGUCUCAGAUCUAGGCCAGCACACCCUCAUUGUGGCAGAUGGAGACAACCUUCUGAAGGCUCCUACGAUCGUAGGCAAGAAACCGCUGAACCCUAUUCUCUUUAGGGGAGUUGGGAUGGUGGCUGAUCCUGAGAACCCCCUGGUUCUGGACAUCCUGACCGGCUCGUCUACAUCCUAUUCCUUCUUUCCUGACAAGCCCAUCACACAGUAUCCUCAUGCUGUUGGGAAGAACACGCUCUUGAUCGCUGGCCUCCAGGCCCGGAAUAAUGCCCGUGUCAUCUUCAGUGGCUCUCUAGAUUUCUUCAGCGAUGCCUUCUUCAACUCAGCUGUACAGAAAGCAUCACCAGGUUCUCAGAGGUACUCCCAGACUGGAAACUACGAGCUGGCCAUGGCAUUGUCCCGCUGGGUAUUCAAGGAGGAGGGGGUUCUGCGCGUGGGGGAGGUGUCCCACCACCGCGUGGGAGAGACAGAACCCCCCAGUGCCUACACUGUCACUGACCUUGUGGAAUACAGCAUAGUCAUCGAGAAGCUCUCUGAUGGGAAGUGGGUCCCCUUUGAUGGCGAUGACAUUCAGCUUGAGUUUGUCCGCAUUGACCCUUUUGUGAGGACAUUCCUCAAGAGAAACCGAGGCAAGUACAGCGUCCAGUUCAAACUUCCUGAUGUCUAUGGAGUAUUCCAGUUCAAAGUGGAUUACAACCGGCUGGGCUACACCCAUCUGUACUCCUCUACACAGGUGUCUGUGCGCCCCCUGCAACACACGCAGUACGAGCGCUUCAUCCCUUCAGCCUACCCCUACUACGCCAGUGCCUUCUCCAUGAUGGUGGGCCUCUUCCUCUUCAGUAUCGUGUUCCUGCACAUGAAAGAGAAGGAGAAGUCGGACUGAUCACUGGGGCAGAAAGAAAGUGGGAGCCACCUCCUCCAAGACUGUGCUGUCAGGCUGAGGAGGGUGGCUGGUGCUGGGCCACAGGACAAGUGCUCGGUCAACUGGAGACCUCAGGAUCUAGGGACCAGAAGCUGAUUUGGGGUGGGUGUGGGGAAUGCACAUCUCUUGCAGUGGGGGGGCGGCGGCGGCGAUCAGGCCUGGAUGAACUGCAACCUGUAACUCAAGGCCAGCCCCUCUCUCCGUGUUGUGGAAGCAUUUUCAUCACUACUAGUUUUGUCUCUGGGUCGUUCUGUUUUUGUUCUUGUUUUUCCCAAAAUAAAAGAAGUUGGCUUCCCCCUCA
Molecule: messenger RNA, 1737 nt
Organism: Pogona vitticeps (central bearded dragon)
Lineage: Eukaryota; Metazoa; Chordata; Lepidosauria; Squamata; Agamidae
Gene: DDOST
Product: dolichyl-diphosphooligosaccharide--protein glycosyltransferase non-catalytic subunit
Cellular component (GO): endoplasmic reticulum membrane; oligosaccharyltransferase complex
Source: RefSeq, a predicted model, not a curated record